AUGGCACGAUCAUACUUUUGGUGGCCAUCGAUCGAUUCAGAUAUUGAACGUACAGCUAAAAGUUGUACUCUAUGUUUAGAAAGUAGACCUGAACCACAAAAAUGUAUUUUAACGAAAUGGCCUAAAUCAUUACAAGUUUUUGAGCGCAUUUAUUUGGACUAUUUGGGUCCUAUUAAUAAUAAAAUGUCCUUAAUCAUAAUAGAUUCUUAUAGCAAGUGGCCAGAAGUGUUUGAGGUAGACAAUGCUGAAACAUUCUAUACCUUAGAGAAACUUAAAGAAACAUUUGCUAGAUUCAGUCUUCCUGACACUAUUGUUUCUGACAAUGAUACUCCCUUUACAACAAUUGAAUUCAUCAAAUUCUGUGAAACGAAUGGCAUUAAACACUUGACUUCUCAUCCGUUCUACCCUGGAAUAACUAGAGAAGUGAGAAACUACAAAGGUAAAAUAGACAAUAAAAGAUUUGAAAUUGGAGAGAAUGUGUACAUUAGAGACUACAGCAAACCAAAUAAAAAAAAUUGGAAAGGCAUUUAUUUCAAACGACAUGUUGACCAAAUAUUCAAAUUAGGUACAUUCUAUGAGGUAGUAGGUUUAAACAAAAAAAUCAAUGAUUAUGAUAUCAAACAAAAAAUCUGUGCAAAAUGGAGUAUUAUAACACCACAAGAAAAAGGUGAUGAGAAUAUAGUAGUACCAUUGGAAAUUAAUAAAAAAAUUAAUGAUGAGGAAGUACAUAUGCAGAGUGAAAUUAAAGUUCUAGAAGUAAUGGAAAAUAAAAAUACCAGACCAAAAAGAACCAUAGUUAAACCAGAUUAA
This is a messenger RNA of Rhopalosiphum maidis (corn leaf aphid), 810 nucleotides long. RefSeq lists its product as uncharacterized. Gene Ontology annotation, molecular function: nucleic acid binding. The coding region runs from base 1 to 810 and encodes 269 amino acids. Gene Ontology annotation, biological process: DNA integration. The transcript is spliced from 2 exons. The record is from RefSeq and is a predicted model, not a curated record. Lineage: Eukaryota; Metazoa; Arthropoda; Insecta; Hemiptera; Aphididae.